CGAUAACAAUCCUACGAUUCAUCCUUUCUGGAUAAAUACGCGAUUGUUUAGUGAAAGCACGUCAGCUGCGGUGACGAUUUUCCGAAAAAAAAGAACGUUCGAUUUUCUCCGGGCUUUUACUUUAUUCCAUAUAUUCGUUUAGAUAGAAACUGAAACUUGUGAUUAACUUCUGACCGGAGGACUUUUAUAUGUGAUAUCCACGGGAUUUUAAGAAAUUGCGUGUUCGAUUAAAAUCCAAAAUGUUAUAACGUAUAAUGAUUUUUUCGCAUUUGGUAUUGCGAGUACAAAAUAUGGAACGCAAUGGCAAAAAAGGUAAUACCCUUUUCAUUGAAACUGAACGAGCGUCCAAAUCGACUGGUAAUUCCAGAAGGCACAGCAACGACAGCACGUGCAGCUUGAACGUACCGCUGAGCUUACAAUUCGAUCGCGCCUCCACGCCCCACAUCAACGAACUCACCUUGCCCAAACCACAGGAGAAGACCAGAUCCCAGUCGUUGUUCAACAUCAGCAAAUACCAGAAAUCCCAAUCAAUGAUCGAUAACGAUGCUCAUUUGAACGGCAUCGAGGAAAGCCCGAGAGAGAGAAGCUACCGGAGGGGAUCCUUGCCAGUCGAUCAAUUACAGUCGAUAACGAGCAGUACUGUAAGUGUUAAGGAUGCAUUCGGUCCUCAACUUAAUGAUGAUAGUCAGGUGAACCUGCCUGGUACUCCACUGCCUUCUCUAGUACAAGAUAGCGAUGAAUAUCCAGACCCCACACCACCGCUAACUCCCGUAGCUAAAGAACAGGUUUUAGAUCCGGAGAGUCUCUACUUUCGAGAUGGACGAAGGAAGAUCGAUAUGGUCCUCGUGUACGAGGAAGAAGAACUGGGCGUAAUGACGGAAGCCGAAGCGAAAAGAAGAGACAGAAGGAAAACGUUUCAGGAGAACUUGAUGAAGGAAGGCUUGGAAUUGGAAUUGGAACACAAAAAUCUGUCGUUCGAUUGCAAAACGUGGUUCCUGAAGGUGCAUCUGCCGUGGAAAACGAAAACCAGAUAUUCCGCUUUGAUGGGCAUGAAGUUGCCCAUCAAGAGAUUCAUUACCAUAUCCGUUAAAGCGUGGGACGAUAAAAAAGAGUCCGGCAAGGUCGAAACGAUUUAUUCGAAAUGGAUGAAAAAAUGGAAGGAAUUCUUCGAGUUCAAUCACGAUUUAAUUAAUAAAGAACCCUCUUUUUAUGACGCAACUGAAGGGGGAGACAGAGAAGAGCAAUUUGUUGUUAAAGACAGGGUAACAGAAUAUUCCAGCGCCCAACGAAGUCUGGUAGUCAUGCAAAUCCUGCUAAGAGUAAAAUUCGAUGACACUGACAAAGUGGGAAUUCGACGACUCCUGAACGAUUCCACUUACUAUGCAUGUUUUCCGUUACACGAAGGCAGAUGGGACAGAGAUACGAGCGAUGGUAAAAUUUUGGAUCGAAGACUCUUAUAUUUGGAAUGGGCUAGACCGGCGAAAUGGAUGAAACGGCAACCGUUGAAUUUAGUCAGGAAAUAUUUCGGAGACAAAAUUGGUUUAUAUUUCUGCUGGCUGGGUUACUACACUAAAAUGUUGUACGCCCCUGCUCUUGUAGGGACAUUGUGUUUUUUAUAUGGACUCUUCACCAUAGACAGUGAUGAUAAUAUACCAACUAAAGAAAUAUGCGACCCGAUGGGUCCAGGCAACAUAACUUUGUGUCCUAUGUGCGAUAAAGUUUGUAAAUAUCAGAAACUAAUUGAAAGCUGUAAAUUCGCUAGACUAACGUAUCUCUUCGAUAACCCAGCGACCGUCUUCUUCGCUAUUUUCAUGAGUUUAUGGGCUACCGUUUUUUUGGAAAUGUGGAGGCGUAAACAGAGCGUUAUACAAUGGGAAUGGGACUUACAGGCGACGGAACAAGACGAGGAACCCAGACCAGAAUUCGAAACGAGCGUAAAAACAUUUAGAACGAACCCCGUAACAAGAGACAAAGAACCGUAUUUACCUACUUGGACUAAAGCGGGGCGAUUGGCUGUGACAGGUUCCGCUGUAUUUUUUAUGUUGGUCGUGGUGUUGUGCGUAGUAUUAGGAACAAUAAUUUAUAGACUGUCCCUCGUAUCGGUGAUAUAUUCGAGCAAGAAUUUGUUCAUGAAGAAGCAUGCCAAAAUCGUAACUUCUGUCUCAGCUGCCGUUAUUAACUUGAUCAUGAUAAUGUUUCUUACCAGGUUCUAUCAUAGACUGGCGAUAUAUUUAACGAACUUAGAAAGCCCGAGAACUCAAACUGAAUACGAAAAUUCGUAUACGUUUAAGAUAUUUUUUUUCGAAUUUAUGAACUUUUAUUCGUCGUUGAUAUACAUCGCAUUUUUCAAGGGUAGAUUUUACGAUUAUCCUGGAGACGCGUACUCCAGACAAUCGGAAUUUCUGCGCGUCAAACUCGAUAUCUGCGAUCCGGCCGGUUGUCUCAGCGAAUUGUGCAUUCAAUUAGCCAUUAUAAUGAUAGGAAAGCAGAUUUUUAAUAAUUUCGUCGAAUUGUUCAAUCCGGCGUUUUACAAUUGGUGGAGAAUGAGAACACACAAGUCAGUUACCAAAGACUUGACCAGGCAACACACCAGAUGGGAAGAAGAUUACCAUCUUCAAGAUCCAGGCAGAUUAGCAUUGUUUGACGAAUAUUUAGAAAUGAUUCUUCAAUACGGUUUCGUUACUUUAUUUGUAGCGGCAUUCCCGUUAGCUCCAUUGUGUGCCUUAUUGAAUAAUAUAGCGGAGAUCAGGCUGGACGCGUACAAAAUGGUCACGCAAGCUAGGAGACCGCUGGCGGAAAGAGUCGAAGACAUCGGAGCUUGGUAUGGUAUAUUGAGGGCCAUAACUUAUGCAGCUGUCGUGUCAAACGGAUUCGUCAUAGCUUAUACAAGUGAUUUUAUACCGAGAAUGGUUUAUCAAUAUAAAUAUUCUGAAUCGUUCAAUUUGACUGGUUAUAUAGACGCUUCGUUAUCAGUGUUUAAUACUUCGCAUUAUACAGACGAAAUGAGGGUUGUUGAUGAACCGAAUCCACCCCUCAGCUGCCAGUACAGAGGUUACAGAAACGGUCCAGACGAACAAGACCCUUACGGAUUGAGUCCCCAAUAUUGGCACGUUUUCGCUGCCAGACUGGCAUUCGUCGUGGUAUUCGAGCAUGUUGUUUUCGCUCUGGUGGGUCUGAUGCAGUACUGCAUUCCGGAUAUCCCGUCAGAGUUGAAGACCCAGAUUCAAAGAGAAACGCUUUUGGCCAAAGAGGCGAAAUACGAACACGGAUUGAAGAAGAGCGAGUACGACUAUGAGGAAUUAAUGCAAGCCUUCAGAGACAAUAAUAACGCUUCUAGGAACGAAAAUAGAGCUGGUAUGAGAGGUUCUUGGGCUAGAAGGCUGAGUCGCUUGUCUGAUGGUUUAGACGCUCACGUUGAGGUGGCGUCUAGAAAAAGAAACUCGCAUGAAAACACAGUGUGGGAAGCCUCCUAUUGAUAAAAAAAAUUACCAGUAAUCUUUAAAUUAAAUUAAACUAAAUUAAAUAUUAAUUGUUUUUUACUGUGUUUAAUAAAUAUGUACUGUUUUAGGUGCCUUAAUUAAAAAAAACACUUUCCUUUCCGCGAACUUAAGUUGUACUCUAGGCGUUAAAACAAAUCAAACACAAAACGUUAAAUUAACUACUAAAAACAAAAAAAACCCAGCAGGUAAUUGAGCGUCUCAAGCUCAUUGCUUGGGCGGAAUUUUCAGAAUGUCGCACAGCGUUUCGUAAACUUUGCCGAACACUUUGGAGUAGCCGCUGUUGGUGAGGUGGAGGUAAUCGUGCAUGAGGUGGUGCGAUAUGGUCCUGUCGUUGCCCACGAUGUGAUCGUCGAUGGCCACUACGUGGACGUUCGAAGUGAUUUCGUCGGCGUUCGCCUCGUUGCAGAACUUGUCCAGCAGGAACGUGUUGACGUGAUCGUUGCGCUCCCUGUAAGGGUUGGGAUGGUGGCCGCGCGGC
Messenger RNA from Phyllotreta striolata, 3978 nucleotides. Lineage: Eukaryota; Metazoa; Arthropoda; Insecta; Coleoptera; Chrysomelidae. The record is from the annotation of a GenBank genome assembly.